Molecule: messenger RNA, 1911 nt
Organism: Pundamilia nyererei
Lineage: Eukaryota; Metazoa; Chordata; Actinopteri; Cichliformes; Cichlidae
Gene: emc10
Product: ER membrane protein complex subunit 10
Exons: 7
Coding region: 43-792 (249 amino acids)
Cellular component (GO): EMC complex
Source: RefSeq, a predicted model, not a curated record
UAUGCCACUUGAGGCGUUCUUCCGGUGUCUGUUUCUGUCAAAAUGGCUCGUGUGGUACAAUCUAAGGUUGCUGUUGUUUCCACUGUUUUCUUCGUAUGUUUACAUUUCGCAUGUUGUAAUAACGGAAGAAGGGUUGGUGAUGCCUUGGAGACUGAGUUCAGUGGUUUCUCUGUGCCUCUUGAACACUCAUUUGAAGUUGAUGAUGUAGCAAAGUUUCAAGUGCGUGGAGCUCUGCUGUUAAAGCCUGGAAGAGAGCCGAGUGUCUCACUAAGUCAGAACCCGCUGUCAGAUGAGGACAGGACCAAAUUGAAGGAAGUGGCUGCAGUAGACGGUCUAUACAGGAUCAGAGUGCCUCGUGUUUUCCUGCAGGCUGACAGACAGACAGAGCGGCAGAUGGAAGGCUACCUCACAGCAUUCGUCAGAGCUUGUGCCAUGGUUGAGUCCCAUCUGAGCGAUGUGAUCGCGCUCCACACUGACGUCUCCGGGUACCUCAUCGGUGUCUCCAUAGUGACGUUACCUGGGGCCUGCAGGGGCACUGAGGUCGAGGAUGAGGUCGACCUUGAGAUUUUCAACACCACUCUCAGCAUAAUGGCUCCAGUGAAUGCACCUGGACCUGAGACGGCUUUCUUCCUUGAACGGAUGGAACAGGAAUCUGAGAAGAAAGGGAAGAACCCACAAGAGCAGAAAUCUUUCAUCGCUAAAUAUUGGUAUUUGAUUCUGGGUGGUGCAAUCUUCCUCAUGGUCACCAAUUCAGCACAGCCCCCAGCAGGGGGAGGCAGAGAGCAGAGCUGAGUCCCACUGAAGUACAGUUUCCUUACUUGUCCCCUUCUUCAGUUUGUAUUUAACCUUUAGUCAGCGUGACUAAAUGAAACCCCGUCUCCUUUCUGUGUCCACUCAUUCUGUCCUUCUGUCUUUUCAUGGUCUCUUCAGGUCCAAUGCCAAAUACUUGCAAUGGUGCUCCCUUUUGGGGUUGCCACAGUGGAUCUUUAGCACCAACCCCCUGCAUUUCCUCCUUGACUACAUCCGUCAGCCUCCUCUGAGAUCUUCCUAUUUUCCUCUAUCUUCAAUAUCCAGUGUUUGUCUUCUGCACAUGCUCAAACCAUCUCAGCCUUGCCUCUCUGACUUUGUCCCUCCUAUACUCUUUUCUAAUCUUGUUUGUGCUUGUCACUUCCAAUGAAAAUCUGAACACUUCCAGCUCCACCUUCUGUCUUUUGUCAGUGUAAUUGUCUCCAAACUGUACAUCAUAGCAGGUCUUAAAACCUUCUCUUUCACUCUUGCUGUUAUCCAUUCUGCAUUUUUCUCGUGCACUGUCUGUCUUUUGGGUUGGCCCAGGUAUUUAAAGUAAUUUUCUUUCCCUAUCUCGACUACUUGCAUUUUUAACAUUCCACCUGCGUUUCUCUCAUACAUGUGUGAUUGGGAGGAAAGGUGAAAAUGCCAAAAACAUGAAUUACAGAGAUCAAAUUUGUUUUUACUCGUCAGCUGUAAAAGGCUGAUUGUGUAUUGUCGUCACUACGCUGGGCUGGCAGGCGACAUCGACACCCAAGUUUGUGAAUGUGAUAACUCAGAACAAGGCGACAUAGAAUUUUGAAAUUCAUAGCAUAGGGGUAUCUACUAGGAGGCUCAGGGAUACCACUGGCAUCCACCAGUAUGUAUUAUUGGGAGUCUACAGGAUAAACCACCAGUAUAUCUGAAAUUAUUAUUCUGGCUAUAUUUAGCAUGUGUUUGGUGUUUGACCCCUGAGAUCGUCACUCUAUGGCCCUGUCACCCACUUAUGCCUUUUCUUCUCUUCUGUUGUGAAAAUGAACUGAAGCUAAUCUGGGAUGACCAAUCAGGAGCCACUAGAUGAUCACAGUUGAUUUGUAUGUUGUAACCAAAAAUAUUGCAGUAUUUAGUUGCUCUUUUCUUCUUCUC